AUGCAGUUGUCACUCAUCACCUUUGCCUCUCUGGCGUCUGUCACCAUUGCUUCCGCCUCCGUUGAGGAGCGUGACUUCUGGCCUGCUCACAUCCCCCUUGCCAAGCGUGCCGUGAGUGGUGCUGAGUACCAGUGCCACGCCAACUGCGGUUACACCAUCCUCAAUGCCCAGCAGAGCGGCUACUGUGAUAACUCUCAGUGGAAGAUCUACUACCAGGGAUGUAUGGAGUGUGCCUACACCUACAACCUCUGGCCUGACUACGGCGAUGGUGUUACCUCUGCUGCUAAGGCCUGUGGCUUGACUGUUUCGCCCAGCCCGUCCAGCGGCUCCUCGCAAGCUUCCUCUACGGCCUCUGCCCAGAGCUCCGCUGCCCAGACAAGCGCCGCCCAGACCAGUGCAGCUCAGACCAGUGCAGCUCAGACCAGUGCAGCUCAGACAAGUGCAGUUCAGACCAGUGCCGCCCAAACUAGUGCCGCCCAGUCUACUGUCCGGUCUUCUGCUGCUCAGUCUAGCUCUCUGGCUGCCUUUGCCUCAUCGGCCGUUGCUAUCUCUUCUGGCUCUGUCUCUGUCUCUGUCAGAAAGGCUACAACACCUGCAGCCUCCGCCACGACUCUGGUCAGCACCACCCCCAGCCUUACUCACGGUAGUAACUCGACCACCUCUUCUACCUCAGUUCCCACCGCUGGUGCCGCCAAGAAUCUUGGCUCAUUCGUGGUUGCGGGAGCCGCGGUCCUCGUUGCUGUGAACAUGAUGUAA
This is a messenger RNA of Clonostachys rhizophaga, 756 nucleotides long. The record is from the annotation of a GenBank genome assembly. Lineage: Eukaryota; Fungi; Ascomycota; Sordariomycetes; Hypocreales; Bionectriaceae.